AUGUCUUCGUCCUCAUCAUCGCGCCCUGCGCCUCCCGUAGUGAUACCUGGUUCGGGAAACAAUAUCAUCGUGAAUCCUUUACAGCGUGGAAACCCUGUGUUAGAAUGCAUUCGCAAUGUUGGAAAGGAAUAUGGCGAUAUCGUAGCAGACUAUCAAGUCGGUCGAACUACGGGAGUGCUAUUCCUAAGUUUAAAAUAUCAUCGUCUUCAUCCGGAGUACAUACAUACACGCAUUGAAAAGCUUGCGCACCAUUACACACUACGCAUCUUAUUGAUACUUUCCGACAUUUCAGAACACAAAGAUCCCAUUCGCGAAUUGACGAAAGUUUGCUUAACCAACAACAUCACAGUCAUCGUUGCGUUUUCAUUUGAAGAGGCCGGCCACUAUCUUACCAUCUUCAAGCAAUUCGAACAUAAGCCUCCAAACAUGAUCAAAGAACGGGUGGACAAGGACUAUGCCUCUAUGUUACGCACCUCGUUGACCAGCAUCAGUAAAGUGAACAAGACCGAUGUUGAGACUCUGAGGAGUUCUUUCGGGAGUAUUGCAAAUAUCGCGCGAACUUCACCUGAUCAGCUUUCCAAUCUACCUGGUUUUGGCCAAGUGAAGGUUAAGAACAUCAAAAACGCCUUCGAGAAACCGUUUCGGAAUCAUGCAACGAACACUUUAGCCUUUAUGGCUUCAUCUCCAUCUCGAGAGCCUAUGGGCAAUGAGCCCCAUGAUGGGGUCGAGCAAGGGAACACCGUCGCCGAGCCUUCGUAUAAGCCACCUAGAGAACCAAGCCCGGUUUGGGACAUUGAGUUGGAUCUUUGA
Molecule: messenger RNA, 810 nt
Organism: Lentinula edodes (shiitake mushroom)
Lineage: Eukaryota; Fungi; Basidiomycota; Agaricomycetes; Agaricales; Omphalotaceae
Product: restriction endonuclease type II-like protein
Exons: 7
Coding region: 1-810 (269 amino acids)
Biological process (GO): nucleotide-excision repair; meiotic mismatch repair; UV-damage excision repair
Cellular component (GO): ERCC4-ERCC1 complex; nucleus; nucleotide-excision repair factor 1 complex
Molecular function (GO): damaged DNA binding; single-stranded DNA binding
Source: RefSeq, a predicted model, not a curated record